AUGACCCCGGCCCCGGCCCCGCCGCGCCCCAUCUGCCGCAAGAAGCGGCGGCGGCGGCGGCGGCGGCCGAAGCAGCGGCAUCCGCCGCAGGCACGGGUGGGCGUCUCGCGGGCGCCACCGGGUGUGCUGAUGCCCGGCGGAAAGACUCGUAGUGGUGCGGCGCGGACCGGCGGUGUGCCGGACGUGCUCACGCCGCAAACUCGGAGCGAUGUGCCGACGACCGCCAUCUCGGGUGGUGCUGCGCCCACUGAGGACGCGCAUCGCCGGCGGAUCGAGUCGACGCCGCAGGGUGACGCUCGGUCGUCGGCGCAUGCCUCGCGGUGGCGGACAUCUGGCCGCGAGCGCGUCGAGCUGACCGGGCGCGCCACUCUUGUGCUUGCCGUCCCCUUCAUCUGCUACCUUGGAUGGCUAGUCCCCAUCUUUGUCAUCGGCUUCUCGUCGGUGGAGAACACGUGCGACCGGCCGCUCGUCGGCUUUGUCUUUGGCUUUAUCCUCAUUAUGGGUGCGUUCAUGGUCUUCUACGUCGGCGUCAUCGCCUACGCUUGGCGGCACGUCAACCCCAACUCGCGCACCACCCGUGUUCUCGACCGGGCGUGGGAGUUUCUGGAGAAGACCAUCAUUGUUGUCACCAUUGCCUACUGCUCGCUCGGUGCCUACUGGAUCGACACCACUCGCAACUGCAAGCGUCUCUUGCCCAACGUCUACUGGCUCGCACUCUCCAUCGUCGUCACAUUUCUCUUUAUUCCGCUCUCCUACAUCGCUGCUCGCAUCUGCUACCGAGUCACCUCGCGGAUCUAACAUGCGCACAGCACUGUCCGGCUCAUCAUCGCUUUGCCCUGCCCCCGCCACAUGUAUAUAUACGCCAGCAACUGGGGCUAUAUGUAUCCGUUGCUCACCGAGCUUAAAACACCCUCCCGCAUGUAAAAGUCUA
Molecule: messenger RNA, 931 nt
Organism: Thecamonas trahens ATCC 50062
Lineage: Eukaryota; Apusomonadida; Apusomonadidae
Exons: 3
Coding region: 1-798 (265 amino acids)
Source: RefSeq, a predicted model, not a curated record